GUCUCUUGCUGCAGCAACGCGAGUGGGAGCACCAGGAUCCCGGGCUCGGAACCCGACUACACGGAUUGUUUUAAGAAAAUGGCAGACAAACCAGACAUGGGGGAAAUCGCCAGCUUCGAUAAGGCCAAGCUGAAGAAAACGGAGACGCAGGAGAAGAACACCCUGCCGACCAAAGAGACCAUUGAGCAGGAGAAGCGGAGUGAAAUUUCCUAAAAUCCUGGAGGAUUUCCUACCCCCGUCAUCUUCGAGACCCCAGUCGUGAUGUGGAGGAAGAGCCACCUGCAAGAUGGACACGAGCCACAAGCUGCACUGUGAACCUGGGCACUCCGCGCCGAUGCCACCGGCCUGUGGGUCUCUGAAGGGACCCCCCCAAUCGGACUGCCAAAUUCUCCGGUUUGCCCUGGAAUAUUAUAGAAAAUUAUUUGUAUGAAUAAUGAAAAUAAAACACACUUCGUGGCAU
Molecule: messenger RNA, 460 nt
Organism: Macaca mulatta (Rhesus monkey)
Lineage: Eukaryota; Metazoa; Chordata; Mammalia; Primates; Cercopithecidae
Gene: TMSB10
Product: thymosin beta 10
Biological process (GO): regulation of cell migration; actin filament organization
Cellular component (GO): cytoplasm
Molecular function (GO): actin monomer binding
Source: RefSeq, marked validated